Molecule: messenger RNA, 1023 nt
Organism: Effrenium voratum
Lineage: Eukaryota; Dinophyceae; Suessiales; Symbiodiniaceae
Source: the annotation of a GenBank genome assembly
AUGAAACUGAAGUCUCUAGUAACCGCACUGGCGCUCAGCGCCGCAAUCCCCGCUUCGGCGACCGAGCUUAACAUGCAAAAUGCGUUCCCAGCCGGACUGCCCAUCGUGGGCACUGGAGCAGAUCGGUUUGCCGAUCUGGUCGAGACGCUGACGGGCGGCGAACUCUCGGUGACGGUGCACGGGCCGGGCGCUUUAUCACCACUUCCGGAAAUCCUGGAAAAUGUUGGCUCCGGUGCGAUCGAAGCCGGCUGGGCCUAUGCGGGUUUCUGGGAGGGAAAGGCGCCCGCGGCCGGCCUUUUUGGUUCAAUCCCGUUUGGACCUGAUGCCAUGAAGUACUUGGCCUGGACGAUGGAAGGCGGCGGGUUGGAAAUCUGGCGUGAGGUUUACGAGCCUUUCAACGUCGUCCCGUUCCCAUGUGGUGCCAUCAUCGCCGAAGCGGGCGGUUGGUACACCAAGGAAAUCAACACGGCCGAAGACUUUGCCGGCGUGAACUUCCGCAUUGGCGGUCUGGGUGGGCGAAUCCUUGGCAAGCUGGGAGCAAACCCCGUGCUGUUGCCGGUGGGCGAGGUCACGACGGCGCUGCAGACCGGGCGUCUUGACGGCGUGGAGAUCUCUGCGCCUUGGGUCGAUAGAAACCUUGGCUUCAACACGGUUGCCAACAACUACUAUUUCCCGGGCUGGCAUCAGCCGGCGGGGUUCACCGAACUGAUCAUCAACAAGGAUGUCUGGGACGCAAUGUCAACGCAGGAGCAGGCAGCGGUCGAAACCGCGUGUGCCGAAAUCAACAUUUGGGCAAUCGGCAUUGCGUCUGCGGCGCAAGCCGAUGCGCUCGCAUUCCUUCGUGGAGAAGGCGUAAACGUUCAACGUUUCCCAGAUGAGGUCCUUGCGGCGUUGCGGGAUGCGACCGAAGAGGUGUUCACCGAGCAGUCAGCAGCCGACCCGAUGUUCAAAAGAGCGCUGGAGAGCUAUCAGGCCUUCUCGGACAAAUAUGACGAGUAUCAAUCGCUAAGUGCGCUUGAUUGA